CACUCAUUCCGACUAUAAUCAGCACUCCGACAACUUAUCGAAAAUGACUACAAUGGUGAUUCUGCUGAUAAUCUACAUUUUCAUCGUGAUUCUCGGCUACUGGCGAGUGGACGGACGACGUGCACCGGAGAAACCGAGCUACUACGACUACGAUAAUGAAUCGGACAUGUUUGAAAAGAUGACGGACCAGGAAUAUGAGGCCCAGUCGAACUCGCACAAAGGCCAAAAUGUGGACCCCAUGGACGAGGUACUGGACACCAGUGACUUGGAUAUGCACCUAGAUUACCGCAUGUACAAGAAUAUGGCACGUUCACAGCGCAAGUUGCCACAAAAGUCUCCCGAUUCCUGGGCCAUGUUGGUCAAGGAGGGAGAGGAUGAAAUGCAGCUGGAGAAAGUGAAGCGAGGCGGCCACUUCGGUGCCGACUGCCAGAUGAUCGACGAGGGGGACGAGGAGCAGCACUGAAAUACACUUCGCAUUGACCACUUAAAAUCCAAUGUUUAUAUUUUUUAUUCAUGUUUCAUUCGUCGUUUACAGAAAUACACAGACAC
This is a messenger RNA of Drosophila mauritiana, 549 nucleotides long. RefSeq lists its product as uncharacterized. The transcript has a single exon. The record is from RefSeq and is a predicted model, not a curated record. Lineage: Eukaryota; Metazoa; Arthropoda; Insecta; Diptera; Drosophilidae. Bases 44 to 463 code for a protein of 139 amino acids.